Gavialis gangeticus (Gharial) is the source of this 3710-nucleotide messenger RNA. It is a transcript of the gene MCUR1, whose product is annotated as mitochondrial calcium uniporter regulator 1. Gene Ontology annotation, cellular component: mitochondrial inner membrane; mitochondrion. The record is from RefSeq and is a predicted model, not a curated record. Gene Ontology annotation, biological process: calcium import into the mitochondrion; positive regulation of mitochondrial calcium ion concentration. The transcript has 9 exons. NCBI's taxonomy places the organism in Eukaryota, Metazoa, Chordata, Crocodylia, Gavialidae. The coding region runs from base 552 to 1469 and encodes 305 amino acids.
UGUUUUAAUUAUUAUAUUUUCCAUUUUUAAGUAUAUAUAAUUAUUACUUUAUUAUUGCAGUUUGAACACUUUUUAUUCUUGCUGGCACAUCGUACAAAGGUUGAAAUGACUGUACAACUACGAUAGUCAUCGUGCAUCUGAUACCCCUGGGCUGGCUGUGCAGGGCCUCUCCCUGCCAUACCAGCUAGCAAGCACUCAGGGAGCGCGGGCGGGCACGUAAUACAAGAUCUUUAUUCUCAUGAACGAGGGCAGAGGGCGGAGUAACUUCUCGCGUUGCUCACGCUGAGGCUUUGACCCCAACGUUCCGCGGUCGCCCGCCUCCCCGCCAGUCCUCCCACAAGGGACGUCAGCGACCCAUAAAAUUAACAGAAGCGGGAGCGAGCGGGGUGACGUCAGCGCGCCGGAUGCGGAAGUUAAACAUGCUGGCGCCGGAAUAAGGCCGGCACAGCAGCGCCUGCUCAGCGAUGGGCGCCCAAUAGCGCCGGGCAGGGGUGGGGGAGUGGAGGCGCCGCCCCGUCCUGGAGCUGCUGCAGCGCAGGACGAAAGCGGCAAUGGCGCGUGGUGCGGUAGCCGGGCGCGCUCUCCUGCCCCCCUGCCUCCGCCUCCUUCUGCAGCUGGGCCCGCGCAGGCCGGCAGAGGGCGGCCGCGCAGCGCCACGUGACCUCGACGGCAGCCGCCCCGCGCCACGCCGUUGCCUUGGAGACUGGAAGUGGCCGUACUUCUCGCCGCUGCCGCUUCUGCGCCUGUGCCCGCGCCCGGCGCGCGCCGGCGGCAGCAGUUGGCACCGGGGCUGGGCGCGAGGCUUAAGCAUCUCUGCCUCAUCCUCCUUACAAACUGACAGUGGCAAAGGGAAAUUUUCCUUAUCGGGGAGUAAGAAGCUCUUUUUUGACACUCAUGCUCUUGUGCGUCUCUUGGAAGAAAAUGGAUUCACUACUCUGCAGUCCGAGAUUAUUGUAUCUGCCUUAGUGAAAAUCACAGACACCAAUCUAGAUCUUAUUUACAAGGACAUGGUCACCAAAGUGCAGCAGGAAAUCGCUCUUCAGCAAAUAAUGUCUCAUAUUGGUGGUGUGAAAAAGGACAUGGUAAUUUUGGAGAAGAGUGAAUUUUCAGCACUCCGGGCAGAAAAUGAGAAAAUUAAACUUGAACUCCAGCAGCUGAAGAAACAAGUAAUGGAUGAAGUUACCAAACUUCGUACAGAUAACAAGUUAGACCUCAAUUUAGAGAAGAGCAGAGUAAAAGAACUGUAUUCACUUAAUGAAAGAAAACUACUGGAAAUGAGGUCAGAGAUAGUGGAAUUGCAUGCGCAGCAGGAUCGAGCCCUGACCCAAACUGAUAGGAAAAUCGACACAGAAGUUGCAGGGUUGAAAACAAUGCUUGAAUCGCACAAACUUGAUAACAUUAAAUACUUAGCAGGUUCAGUAUUUACAUGCCUUACUGUAGCACUGGGAUUUUAUCGUCUAUGGAUGUAAUAAAGUGUCUACUUAAAAGGACUUGUACUUUCUUGCCUUAUGAAAAUCAAGGAUAUUUUCACUUUAGCUACAAGAAUUUAUUCCUGACUGAAAAAUAAUGUUUAUCAUUUUAUUUAUAUUUAUUUUUAUAGCAAACUACAUUGAGAAUGUAACAAAAAUGUGCCUAGAAAAAAAAAUCUGUACCAUUUCAGUACCUAAUGGAAAGAGAAACUUGCCUCUGGUCAGAGCAAAGCAGAGAAUAUGCAGCACUGCCAAUCCCUUUGCAUCCUAAAUUGUAAUAUCUCCAUACUUUUGUAGUUCUAGGGUUUCAGUUAAGUAGAGACUGCCAGUCAUGCCAAAUUAAAUAAUGGCUCUUGUGGAGAAGUCUGCUAAAGAUUAUAUACCAAACUCUUCUGAGGCAUGCAUGCCUAAUGGUAGAUACUCGUAUCAGAGCAGAUUUUGAUCACAAAUUUUAAACCUUCUAGUACCAUUUUGUGACUGCAAGGAAUUCCUAGACCUAAUUUUAAUGAAAUGCAAGUUGAUUAACCUAGAGGCAUGCAUUCUUUUUCCCUGUGUUCACCUGUCCAUACUCUCUGUGCUACAAAUACGUAUAUUUAUAUACUUAUUAUAAAGAAAUAUUUUUUUUCUAUUUGUUAUGCUAAUUUUUAAACAUUAUGUGCAUCAUAGUUUGUUUUCCAGAUGGCCAUCCAAACAACUGUACUUCAUUUAAAAAGUGUUCUGUAAUAAGUGUCUUUACCACCUUCUUGUAGGUUUGGUAUGUAGUGUGCUAAGAGCUGUUGCAACUUUUAAAACACACAGGGCUCUGAAAUUCAUUCCCCAUAGCAGUUGUGAACUUGGUUCUAAAACUGAAACAGUUUUGGAGCAUAAUAACAUGUAUUAACUUGUAUUAUAUCUUGUACAAGUGCCUAGAAAAUGCUCUCUGUUGCUUCGUUCAUAGAAGGGAAUUGCUUCUUCUGCUCAUGAUAAAUUAAAGAUGGUUAAACUUCUGGGGAGAAAAUGCAAGCGUUUGAAUGGUGUAUGAUGUACUGGUAUGGGCUCAGCUCUUUAGUCACAAAUGGGAUGUCUGCACUAAACUUUUUUUUUUUUUUUUAAUUCUCUGGGUGUCCAAACAAUUAACAAAUGGUAGGAACGUUAGUGUAGACCACUAGCUCAAAGCAAGUCUAUGUGAAAUGGUAGGUCAUUUUAAUGUCUGCUCUGUUGGUAGCUCUUCCACUAAUGGUAGCAAUGGAAGAAAGUUACAGGUAAAACGGUAGAUUAUCCAGAGGUCUAGUCUUUGUCCGCUGACCAAUGAACUUCUCUCCCUGAAUUUGUUUGUUUGCCUUGUCUCUCUUUGGUAUAAUCUGAUGACAGGUGCGAACAUGCAAUGGUAGAAGGAGGCAUGAUUUGUGAGCCUGAUCCAGCCUGUUGGGGUAGCCCUGCGCUGUUCAUUUGGCCUAUGGACUGGCCCUGUGCCACUCAUCUGGCCCUGAAGGCCAAAUGAGUUUAACACCCCUAGUUUAAUGAAAUCAGGGGAAACUGAUUAACUUAGCCUAUAUUGUAGUAGCUGUAAUUUUCUCAUGUUAGAGGUUAUUGCUGGUUAGCCUCAAAUGAAGAGGCAGCCGGGUAGAAAUGGAGACAUCUUGAAAAAGAGUAAGGUAGUUGGGAUAUUUUUCAAAUGAUAUAUUGAAUUCAUUAAAAAUGCAACUUUAAACCUUUACUUAAAGCAAGAAGUUUAAUAAUUCUUGACAAAACAAACAUUUUUGUCCUUGUAGCAGGGACUCCAAAAUAGCUAAAUUUGAUGGUAACUCACAGUGAGAAACUAAGUAAACAAUGGGACUUUUAAAGUACAGUAAAGAAGAGGAUGUUCAACUGGCAGCAUAAAGGAAGCUAGCAUUGUAAAACAACAUCCUCCACCUCUCCAGCCUCUCUUGACUAUUUUAUCAGUAAAAAAUAUUACAAAAAAAAUUGCUCAAGGCAGUUGUAUUUGAAGCGAUGUGUAUGAAUGUAUUUAUAGUUUCACAGUUUUAAAAUGUCAGAAAAUUAUAAUUUAAUAAAUAUGUUAGAUGCAGUCUACUUCAGUAUUUGAGUAAUGGCAAAGAAGGAACUCUGUUUCUCUGUAACAAGAAUCCAUUUUGAUCAUCUGGAUGCUAUGCAGUUAAUGAGCAGCCGUUUUAGUAAAAUAGUGGGUUUUUAAGAAUUUAGACUUUGUCCACUUCUCAGCAGAAUCCAUUCCUAUAUUUAAAAUUAAAGGCAUUUUUAUAC